Aspergillus neoniger CBS 115656 is the source of this 403-nucleotide messenger RNA. RefSeq lists its product as uncharacterized. Bases 35 to 244 code for a protein of 69 amino acids. The record is from RefSeq and is a predicted model, not a curated record. The transcript is spliced from 5 exons. NCBI's taxonomy places the organism in Eukaryota, Fungi, Ascomycota, Eurotiomycetes, Eurotiales, Aspergillaceae.
GCUCCCAGAACAAUGUGCGAGUCUGUCUGAUUCAAUGAUUGUCUACAGAUCUCACAGGCUCAUAUCUCCACAUAUAGUUGGCGAAGGACGGCAGAUAUCUUGCUAUGAUCUUCUCUCUAUGACACCUAGUAAAAGUAUAGGAAUGUUUAUUGGGACAACAUGUUGCUCCAGUAUAAUGUCUCCGACCGUCAGGUAUCUGUAUGUCACCAUCUCUAUUCUCCGUCUGGCCCACAUCGUACAAUGAUGAAACGACACAAAACAAAGACAAGCAUAUGUCCAAGUUGGCUUUGCCGACCGGGACGACAAUCGUCAUGACUGAUCAGUCAAAAUGUUGUCAAUACAUCAUCUUCAACCUCGCACGUCUAUGGUGACUGACCAGCGUGGUAGUUAUCAGUAGUUUCAU